GACUGGUCACGAGUCUAUAAAUACAUAGUGUGAAGCGGCAGAUCUAAGGGACGGUGUGCGCAUGCUCAAUAAAUUAUUAUUUAGUAUAUUUCACGUGUGUGGUGUACAUAAUUUCUGGUGUACACUUGUGCAUUAGGAUGGCGUCAGAUCUUUUUGUCAGACAGAGGAGUGUUCCUGGAUGGAAUGUGCACGUAAUACACAAUCAGACUGCCUUACUUCUCGGUGUCGGUGGUAUUGGCUGUACUGUAGCAUUAGCUUUAUGCCGGCUGGGAAUCAAACGUCUCUACUUAGUCGACUAUGACGUUGUUGACGUCAGCAAUCUAAAUCGCCAAGUUUUAUUUGCCACUCAAGAUAUCGAUCGGCGAAAAGUCGAUGCAGCGAUGGAUGGUCUAGCCAGACACAACAUCCAAACUGAGCUGGUGCCAGUACAUCUUGAUGCUGUUCUUGAAUGGGGAAAGGUUGUUGAGAUGGCAAGGAAGUCAUCGGUGAUCGUCAAUGGUAUUGAUUACGGAGAGUAUUUUGAUUAUGCUGUUACUUCGUUGAGCGUGUCUCUUGGGUGUGACUACGUGUCUGGAAGCUCAUAUGGUCACACAGUCAUCAGCGAAACUACCCAGCGUUUAGAGAUGACAAUAAAAAAGCAUGUUGGGCGUGUAAUAAUGAACCAGCCGAUAAGUCAAUUUUGGUCAGAUUGAUGCCUGAAAAGAUUCAACAAUAUUCUUGC
This is a messenger RNA of Corticium candelabrum, 721 nucleotides long. RefSeq names its product probable adenylyltransferase/sulfurtransferase MoeZ. The record is from RefSeq and is a predicted model, not a curated record. The coding region runs from base 138 to 692 and encodes 184 amino acids. Lineage: Eukaryota; Metazoa; Porifera; Homoscleromorpha; Homosclerophorida; Plakinidae. Gene Ontology annotation, molecular function: UFM1 activating enzyme activity. The transcript is spliced from 3 exons. Gene Ontology annotation, biological process: protein ufmylation. Gene Ontology annotation, cellular component: cytosol; cytoplasm.